AUGGAAAGUGGAAGCUUGGAUAAUGAGGCUCCUCCACCUCAUGGUGCCUUGGGAACGGAAAUCUCAGAUCCUGAAACACGUCAAAAAAAAUGCCAAGAAGAAAUCGAGAAGUACGUGAAGGAACAACAUAAUGCUGGCGGCGACAUUUGUCUUGCUCGGUUUCUAGCUGAUAAACAAGGGUUUGUUGCUGAAAAUUCAUCGAAGAUAAGUAACUACAAGGCAUUUUGGAGACACUCUUUCGGACGUAUCGUCAAGAAACUCGGUGUCAGAACGGCGAAAGGAAAAGCCAACUGGAAAGCAAUAGAAGCCAGUAUCAACAAAGAAGGUGAACCAAGUAGUUUGACAUCAUCAGCAUCCAAAACGCUAUCUGGAACGCCAUUGUCUGCAAAAGUAUUGGAGUAUGUCAACGAGAUGUAUAAUAGCAAGCUCAAGUAUCCAAAAUGGCAGUUAUCGACCGGAAAGAUCGUAGAAGACACGAUGCAUGCGUUUGCCAAGGAAUGUCUAUAUGAACACUCUUCUCUUUCAUUGAUCUUAGACAUCAGUGAUCCUUGUUGGAAAGCGCAUUUCACACCUGCUGAAUUGGUAGAGCUACGCACGUAUCACAAGCCCGAGCUCAAACCAUUGCCAAAUGAACUUAAAGAAUACUUGGACAAGUUCUCCGGUGUUUACGAUCUCAACAAGCUUAUUGAUAUCCAUAUGCAAAAUCGCUUCCACCCAUCUCAAGCUGAUUUGCAUUGGGUUGAAAAGACAAUUGGAGACAUCUUGGAUCUAUACUAUUAUAGCUAUGAUGUUGACAACAAAACGGAAGCCGAUCUGGUUCGUCGGUUGUGGGGAUUUAUCGAGAAGUGCUAUGACGAAAGCAAGUUUUAUGUUAUUAGUGGUGAAAAAGUCAGUGUUUCUUCAAGCAACAGAAUGAAUGAAGAUCGGUCAGUUCCUGGCGCUACACCACUAACAAGAAAAAAAACGGGGACGAAGGUCGACAUUUUGAUCAAACAUCUGUAUGAUGACUUUGGUGUCGGGGAGGCAGGACUCAGUGGUGGAGCUGUCUCUACAAAAUACAUAACCGAAGCAAGCAUUAAACUCCCGAAGUCCUUGAAAGAUGUUUUAUGGAACUUGUUGAAGAUGGCGACCAAGGAUACUCAACAAUUAUGUGUUCCAGGUUUCAUCAUCAAUGGUACCGAGCUGACGGUGAAAUUGAUGGACAUUCCGUCCGGUAAUGCCUGCCGUGUGUAUACCUUGGGUCCGAUGCCAUUCCCACUCAUUCCCGAAACGUUCUUUAAAAAUUUCAUUCCCUUGGUUACGUUGGUCUGGCAAUGGAGCACGCAACGUCAAUCCACCAGUGGCGCUUGCGUCGGUGCUCGUGGUGCCCGUCCGCGCGGUUGUGGUGUCCGUGGUCGUGGUCAUGGCCACAACUGA
Messenger RNA from Zychaea mexicana, 1416 nucleotides. RefSeq lists its product as uncharacterized. Lineage: Eukaryota; Fungi; Mucoromycota; Mucoromycetes; Mucorales; Lichtheimiaceae. Bases 1 to 1416 code for a protein of 471 amino acids. The transcript is spliced from 9 exons. The record is from RefSeq and is a predicted model, not a curated record.